Trichophyton rubrum CBS 118892 is the source of this 2714-nucleotide messenger RNA. RefSeq lists its product as uncharacterized. The record is from RefSeq and is a predicted model, not a curated record. Gene Ontology annotation, molecular function: 3-beta-hydroxy-Delta5-steroid dehydrogenase (NAD+) activity. Gene Ontology annotation, biological process: steroid biosynthetic process. Bases 452 to 1345 code for a protein of 297 amino acids. The transcript has a single exon. Lineage: Eukaryota; Fungi; Ascomycota; Eurotiomycetes; Onygenales; Arthrodermataceae.
UAAUACUCUCGACGUCAAGCUUGACAAUUAUCAAAUCACGCUCAGAGUUUCCGGCUAUACAAUGACAGAUUUCGCUUUAUCGAAUUCUAUGUCCCGUCAAUAGAGCAUGUAUCUAGGGAUAUGGUAUGAAUAGUCUGGUACUCUUGGCGUAUACGACGCUGAAUUCAUGGACUUCCGGCUACAUUUGUUUCGGUUAGUGUUUCGGAUGAACACCAAUGGAGGGAAUACGUUGAUCGAUAAUUCACUCACAGACACAGAUACCUAUAGAUGAGGUACUUGGAAUUCAUUUUGAUGCAGUCAAUAAACCGUCAAAUUUCUCCUGUACUUGUUAAGUACCGGGAAUUGGCUACAACCAUGCACCUGGGAUCAUGCAUACCCCGCAAGUUGUUGCUAUAUAACCCUUCCUCAAUACUCGGGCUAUACCAUCUCUAACACAAGAGAUAUCAGAAUUAUGGCUUUUGCAGACUCUGAUUUAAUUGUUGUCACUGGUGCUAAUGGCCAUGUUGCACAGCAUGUUGUAUCGCAACUGCUGUCAUUCCACGCCCCAGUCCGCAUACGUGGGACAGUCCGAUCCUCUAUGGUAGCUCAGAAGCUUUAUGCUGCGUUCGAACCGUUUGUUUCCAGUGGAAGACUUGAGAUUGUUACUGUACCCGACUUGACAGUGGACGGUGCGUUCGACGAUGCCACUCAAGGCGCAACACAUGUAGCUCACAUCGCAUCUCCCCUGAACAUGGCUCCAGAAAAUGUUGAAAACGACCUCCUUAUACCCGCUAUUAAAGGAAACGUAUGCAUAUUGGAAUCAAUAAUGAAACAGAUAGGAAUAAAAGCGGUCGUCAUAACUAGUUCUUUUGUUGCUGCGUUUGAUGCACGUCAUGGCUUCCGUGAGGGUUACACUUACUCUUCUGCGGACUGGAAUCCAAUUAGCUAUGAUGAGGCCGCUGACCCAAUGCAUGACAUGAGUCAAUACCCGGAAAUGUGGCGGCCUUGGAUAACUUACAUGGCUUCGCGAAAGUUUGCAGAGAAGGCUGCAUGGGAUUUCUACAGGAAACAUCAACCUACGUGGGCUCUAAGCACACUAUUACCGUCGUUCAUUGGAGGCCCAUUCGUUCUACCGUUGACAAAAGGUACCGAUGGCUUAACUUUCAGCACCGGCUUGAUCCGGAGAACUGCAUUGGGGGGUGAACCGUUAUUCCGUAAUGACUUUCCUUACUGGGUCGAUGUGCGAGACGUUGCGAAGGCGCAUAUCCAAGCCUUGAUAACCCCUGCUGCGUGGGGUCAAAGACUAAUGUUAGGCCCAUGGCCGUUGCUUUUCUCGGAUGUAGGACACUUCACCCCUGGCUUGUAGAUCUACAAUCAAAAAGCAUAGCUAACCAUAUUUUCCAAAAGAUCGCCAGAAUUGUCCGGGAACACUAUCCAGAAAUGAACCUAUCUAGGGAGAAAAAACAACAGGUGACCGCUGUGGCUGAAUCCUCGUUAAAAAUGGAGUCUAACUGAUUGAUACAGGUGCAUCACUAUAGCAUUGACUCGGGGUCAUCGUUAUCUAUCCUAGGAAUAGACUCCUGGAUAUCGCCCGAACAAAUGAUUAUUGAUUUGAUAAAGCAGCUCAAGUGGAUAGAGCUUGGUGAUGCUUUAUGAGCCUGCUCCUACCCUCGCUGGGGUCAUGUACUUGAUUAAACCAGCCCCAGCUCUGACUCCAACACCCAAAACAAUAUAUUAGAACCUCUACAACCAUUUAUCUUACCUAGAUGAACGUCAACCAGCUUAAGACCAUCUGUACUCGGGGCUGGUAUGUGGGAAAUCUCACUUUGUGAUAUAUCAGCUGCAAAGAUCCUGGCCAUCACUACCGAGCAUGUCUUGAGUAGCCCGUAGGCACUACUCCGUUUCAUAUGCAAUAAUCCAAACGAACAAGGCUGUGGUAUCAUUGAAACUUCAAGAUCGCUUAACCAGCCAGUUGACGCCCAUCAAAUCCUUUGGCUUGACACUCAAGUUAAAGUCUGGCUGGGCAUUGGAUGGCCAAUAUUACAACCAGCCACCAGCGUCUGACCAUAAUACUGCACUGGUAUUUAACCCGGGUUGAAGCUGGUCCUGAUGGUUAUACUCCGUAUGCCUCGAGGUAUCUCAACAGAAACGGAUAACUGUCCACAAGCUACUCUAUGACCGACGGAUAGCCGUGACCAAACAUUGGAGACGGCAAAGGCUGAGGCUCAACCCUGUUUCAACAUGAAAAGCCUUAUCCCGUCGAUCCUCACAAGCCUGAAUUUGAAACAACUGUGGUAACUAUUUUACAGGACAAUUCACAGAGGUACUCCGUAGUUAUGAGCACAUUCCGAGUGAUGUAUAGGCAGGCUCUAUCCCAGGUAUAACCUGUUAGUUAUCUAUGCAACUCUCAAAAGUAGACUAUCUAAACAAGUGGCCUAUUAUACGGUCAAGGGCCCUGGCCUACCAUGGGCGAAGAGCAAAGCGGCCAUUAACUAGGUAUUAUUGGCCGAUGGAGAAGUCCGCCAUGCUGUCAUCAGUUACCUGGCCAUCCAGGGAAUGAUAAUAAUAUAGCUGCCUCGCUGCCCUCUUCCUCCUGUGGCUGUGCAGCCAGAAACACCGAGAAAAAAACAAGACGCAGACGUAAUAGCGGACCAGUGAUAUAACUAACUUAUAUGCAUGACAGUACGAUACAUCAUGGCUCUCCUAAACAACCCCACAGCCCACGUCCAACCAGC